Messenger RNA from Aspergillus tubingensis, 2424 nucleotides. Its product is annotated as OPT family oligopeptide transporter. The coding region runs from base 1 to 2424 and encodes 807 amino acids. Gene Ontology annotation, molecular function: oligopeptide transmembrane transporter activity. The record is from RefSeq and is a predicted model, not a curated record. The transcript is spliced from 5 exons. Lineage: Eukaryota; Fungi; Ascomycota; Eurotiomycetes; Eurotiales; Aspergillaceae. Gene Ontology annotation, biological process: transmembrane transport.
AUGGAGACCAAGUCGGCCAGUGUGUCUCCCGAGCAGGAGAUACCGAGUUACAAUGAGAAGUCAAGUCAGGACUCUCCUGCGUUAGAGCCUCAGGUGCUCGAAAAGGGGCAGACGGUGCGCAUUGGUGAGGAUGAUGACUAUGACAGCGACCAGGUGGUGAGCACGGCUCAAGAUCUCGUCACUCAUAUCAUCAAGGUCGAGGAUGAUCCAUCCCUGAACCCAUGGAGCUUUCGCAUGGUCUUCUUGGGUGCCGGGCUGUCCAUCUUCGGCGGUGUGCUCCAGGAGAUCUUCUAUUUCAAGCCGCAGACCAUCUACGUCUCGCAGGUCUUCCUCACGGUCAUUGCCUACAUCUUGGGAGAGCUCAUGGCAUAUGUUAUCCCUCGUCGCGGUGUUGUCGGAAAGUUACUCAACCCGGGCCCUUUCAAUGCCAAAGAACAUGCCGCCAUUUCCCUCAUGUCCUCCGCCGCUACACAGUCCGCGCUGGCCACCGAGGCCUUGUCAGCCCAGCAACUCUUCUACGGUGGAUACCCGAACCACGCUGCUGCUGUCUUCAUCGUGCUGUCAUCUCAGCUGAUUGGUUUCGGUAUCGCCGGUCUGCUGCGCGAUGUCAUCGUGCGGCCAACCAAGAUGAUCUGGCCCAUGACCCUGCCCAUCAGCAGUUUGUUGGAGUCAUUGCACAAAGACAAGGCACAGUCCAAGGCACGGUUGAAGAUCUUCUACAUCUUCUUCUGCAUCCUCUUCUUCUGGACCAUCAUCCCCGAGUACAUCUUUCCCCUUCUGGAGGGUUUCUCGAUCUUCUGCCUGGCCGAUCAGCACAGUCUGGUCUUCACCAACCUGUUCGGCGGUGCUUCCGGAAACGAAGGACUCGGAUUUCUCUCCCUCUCGUUCGAUUGGAACUACAUCGCCUCGCUGGGUUCGCCACUAUGGUAUCCGCUGUACGCUAUGACCAACAAUUUCAUCGGAUACCUGUUCUGCAUCAUCCUCUUCAUGGCCGUCUACUAUGGCAAUAUCUGGCGCUCUCAAGACUUCCCGUUCUUGUCCCAGUUGCUUUACUACGGCGACUCCAACUCCACCUACUACAAUGAGUACAACCAGACCCUGAUCCUCAAUUCUGAAUACAUUGUCGACCCUGCGGCCCUCAAAGAGCAGGGUCUGCCCUGGCUGACUGGAACAUACGUGGUAUACCUCAUCACCUCGAACAUGGGAGUGACCGCCACACUGACCCACAUGUUGCUGUGGGAUUUCGACGACAUCAAGGUCGGCUGGGCCUGGGCUGCCCCCAGCAAACUCAAGAAGUGGCUGAAGCUGGAGACCUACAAGUUCUGGAAGAACCAGGAAACCCCCGAGGAGCGUCUCGCACGACGCGUCAACGACGAAACACUCGAUCCACACUACCGUCUUAUGCUGCGCAACCUCUAUCAGGAUACUCCGCUGUGGUGGUGGGGUGCUGUCUUGAUUGCGAGCUUUGCCGUUGGCUUAGGCUGCUUGUAUGCGAUGAAGUCUACGCUGCCGUGGUGGGGAUUCAUCGUCGGCAACAUCCUCACGCUGGUGUUUAUGCUCUUCUUCGGUGCGCAAUACGGAUUGACUGGGUUUCAGUUCAACGUUCAGCCUAUCUGUCAGAUGCUGGCGGGCUACAUGUUCCCGGGGAAGCCGUUGGCUAACCUCUACUUCACCUGCUUCACCUACAACUCGCUGCAGCAGGGACAAGUCUUGGCCAAGGAUCUACGACUAGCGCAGCAAGUGCAUCUAUCUCCGAAGUGCACCUUCUUCGUGCAAGUAAUGGGCUGCAUCAUCGGUGCUCUAUUCAACUACGUGAUGAUGCUGAUCAUCGUCCGAAACCAAUCCGAAGUCCUCAUCUCCAUCGACGGCACCAACAUCUGGAGUGGUGCCAACGUUCAAAUAAGUCCCCCCUACCCCAUCCCACCAUUUACACCCGAACUAACACCCCCAAACCAAUUCAACAGUCUCGCCAUAGCCUGGAGCAUCGCCAACGACAUGUUCUCCAUCGGCGGCCGCUACGAAUGGGUAACCAUAGCCUACCUCGUCGGCUUCAUCGUGCCGGUACCCUUCUGGCUCGCCAACAGAUACUACCCGCACCCGAUCUUCUCCUACCUCAACACCUCCAUUAUUCUCUGGUACAUGGGCUGGUUGUUCGUGGGGAUUAACGCCUCCAUCAUGUCGUAUUUCCUGCUGGGAUUUGCGGCCCAGUUCUGGCUCAGACGGUAUCAUCCCCAGCUGUUCAACAAGUAUAAUUAUAUUGUCUCGGCGGCGUUGGAUGGUGGCACGCAGAUUUGCGUGUUUAUUCUUACGUUUGCGGUGUUUGGUGGGAGUGGAGUGGAGCAUGCGUUUCCGACUUGGGCGGGCAAUCCCAACACCAAUAUUCAUAAUUUGGAUUAUUGCAAGGUCAAUCCGGCGACUUUGUAG